AAUGAUGUGAUGCUAACCGGUUAGCUUAUUAGCGCACUCGCCGUUAACCAGAGUCCCGGGGAAAUGAACACUUUGCGCGUUGUUACAUGUUCUCUACUAUGACGAUUUCGUAUAGUCGCUGGAUAUAGGUCUCGUUUUUUCUCACACUGUUUCUGUUAUCUGGAAUGUUUCUGUCUCGUCAUCCUUAGCAACCAGGCACCGACUAUCAGAAAAUAAUGCUUAUAAACCAACCUACUCGCAGUCCUCUUGCUACCUGCACGAGCAAUAAGCUUGACAAGCCGGAGGUGUGCGAUAACGUCAAGGUGGUAGUACGAUGUCGUCCACUGAACCAGAAGGAGAGUGCGAUGUGCCACAAACAGGCCGUCGCCGUGGACGAGAUCCGCGGCACCAUCACAGUCAACAAGCUGGAGACACAACAGGAGCCCCCUAAAACUUUCACGUUUGACACUGUGUUUGGACCAGAAAGCAAACAGCUGGAUGUCUACAACCUCACAGCCCGGCCCAUCGUUGACUCGGUGCUAGCAGGAUACAAUGGUACCAUUUUUGCCUAUGGACAGACUGGAACAGGAAAGACUUUCACCAUGGAAGGUGUCCGAGCAGUGCCAGAGCUCCGAGGGAUAAUACCAAACUCCUUUGCCCAUGUAUUUGGUCACAUUGCUAAAGCAGAGGGGGACACGAGGUUUUUGGUUCAUGUAUCAUACCUUGAGAUUUAUAAUGAAGAAGUGCGUGACUUGUUGGCCAAGGACCAGACACAGAGACUGGAGGUUAAAGAAAGACCAGAUGUUGGCGUUUAUAUCAAAGAUCUUUCUGGGUAUGUGGCAAACAAUGCUGACGACAUGGACAGGAUCAUGACUUUGGGCAACAAAAAUCGGUCUGUCGGUGCUACCAAUAUGAAUGAGCACAGCUCGAGAUCACACGCCAUUUUCACCAUCACCAUCGAGUGCAGCGAGAAGGGUGUGGAUGGAAAUCAGCACGUGCGCAUGGGAAAACUUCAUCUGGUUGAUCUCGCUGGUUCAGAAAGACAGGGUAAAACAGGAGCCACUGGCCAGCGCCUCAAGGAAGCAACAAAGAUCAAUCUGUCACUCUCCACGCUGGGCAACGUCAUCUCUGCCCUGGUCGAUGGCAAAAGCACCCAUGUGCCCUACAGGAACUCGAAACUUACCCGCUUGCUGCAGGACUCACUCGGUGGGAACUCGAAGACCUUGAUGUGUGCAAACAUAGGUCCUGCAGACUACAACUAUGAUGAGACCAUCAGUACUCUGCGCUAUGCUAACAGAGCCAAAAACAUCAAGAACAAAGCCAGAAUUAACGAGGACCCUAAGGAAGCUCUACUGCGCAAGUUUCAGAAGGAGAUUGAGGAUCUGAAAAAGAAACUAGAGGAAGGUGAGGAGAUCUCUGGUUCGGAGGGUAGUGGGUCAGAUGAGCUUGACGAAGGGGAUGAAGAGGGAGGGGAUGCUGGACAAGGACGCAGGCGACGAAGAGGGAAAAAGAAGGUUUCCCCAGAAAAGAUGGUGGAGAUGCAGGCUAAGAUUGAAGAGGAGCGAAAGGCUUUGGAGGCAAAGCUGGACAUGGAGGAGGAAGAGCGGAACAAGGCAAAAGCUGAACUGGAGAAGAGGGAGAAGGAUCUUCUCAAAGCUCAGCAGGAGCAUCACCUUCUGCGUGAGAAAUUGUCAGCUUUGGAGAAGAAGGUGAUCGUAGGGGGCGUUGACCUCUUAGCAAAGGCUGAGGAGCAGGAGAAACUUCUGGAGGAGUCCAACAGUGAGUUGGAAGAACGCCGUCGUCGGGCAGAGCGCCUUCGCAAGGAACUGGAGGAGAAAGAGCAAGAGCGCCUGGAUAUUGAGGAGAAGUACACAAGCCUUCAGGAAGAAGCCCAAGGGAAGACCAAAAAAUUGAAGAAAGUGUGGACCAUGUUGAUGGCUGCAAAAUCUGAAUUGGCAGAUCUGCAACAAGAGCAUCACCGAGAGAUUGAGGGCCUGCUGGAGAACAUUCGCCAGCUGAGCCGGGAGUUGCGCCUCCAAAUGCUGAUCAUAGACAACUUUAUACCUCAAGAAUACCAGGAGAUGAUUGAGAACUAUGUGAACUGGAAUGAAGACAUUGGAGAAUGGCAGCUGAAAUGUGUCGCCUUCACUGGUAACAAUAUGAGAAAACAGACACCUGCUCCAGGCAAAAAAGAAAAAGAUCCUUUCGAAGUAGACCUGUCUUACGUGUAUUUGGCCUACACAGAGGAGAGCAUGCAACAGUCAUUGAUGAAACUAGAGAGGCCCAAAACCUCAAAAAGUAGCAAGAGCGGCCGGCCCAAGACUGGUCGCAGGAAAAGGUCUACAAAAGCAGAGGCAGCCGUCGAGUCCCCUCUGCAGUGACAACAUGGCAGUUUCAACUGAACACGUCUCUCUUUUAAUUAACUGAUGAUCCUUAUUUAAAAGAUGAUCUGAGUACACUGUAUACCUGACACGGUUUUAAAUGUGACGCUGCAAUUAGCCGUUUGGAUUAUUAUGGUCAAUAUGGUCCCCAGCUUCACGUACACUAUCGUAUUGAAAGUCAUUUUAAUGGAGCUGUUAAAUUAGCGCAUCGGACAGAUGGCACAUAUUUAGCAAUAAAGAGGAUUCUGAUUUUGUUUGUAAAUCUGGACUGCAACAGUAUGUGGAAAUAGUAUUUGCCCCCCCUCGUGAUUUUUUUAAGGUCACACAAGAUUUUCAAAUCAUCAAACCCAAAGACAGAGAAAAUGCAGUUAUCAAAUGAUAAUUCAUUUUAUUAAGGCACAAACAAAAAUCCAAAUCUUCCUGACCCUCUGUGAAAAAUAUUUUUUUUGUUAUGAUUUAAUAAUUUAUUUUUGUUUUUUUUGUGCAUUAAUAAAUUGAAUUGUCAUUUGAAAACUGCCUCUUGUAUUACCUAGUGUUUUCUCUGAGUGAUAUUAAAAUUGGUUUGAUGAUUUGAAAACUUUGUGUGUGAUGCGGGAAAAAAAAUGAUAGGGAAGAAAGUGAAUAGUUUUUCACAGCACUGUUCGACAUGGCAAAAUUUGUUCUUUUUCUGCAGCAGUCAUUGUUCUAUCAUACUUAUCAUAGAGCUUUGGGUUUACUAUUUCAUUGUCUUCUACCAUUCAAAUGUUUGUUUGAUUAUACACACAACCAACAUGAAUGAAAAUUAAUGGGAGCUUUUAAUUGAAAAUCAACUUUUUAAUCUGCUGAAUGGGUCUUUUGCAGCUAUAAACGAUGCAUGCAAAAAUGGGAAAAGACUUAUUUGGUCUUAAGAUACUGUAGUUAAACCCUUUCCCAUUUUUGUAUAAUUUGACAAAAAUGCCAUUUCAAAUCCAGAAUGUCUUGUCUAAAUACAGGAAUACAAAUACUAUAAAUGCUCUCAACUAUGAUCAUUACCAGAAUCUUGCAGAAUGGUCCAAAAGCAGUCUUUUUGCAAAAUUCUCCAAAAUGACUUAUUUUAUUUGACCUGAACAUUACAAAACAUUGGACAAACCAGCUGCACUGACCAGGCUAGUGUUUUGUUUUUUGUUUUUUUUUAAAGGUCCCUGACAAAUAUCUUAUGAUCAAUCUCCUCCCGCGAACUCAAGAAGCAAAUUCUAGCGUUUGGCCCCGUUAGAGGAGAAACGAGACUGUUCAAAAGAAGUCUUGAAGAUUGGGGGUCUACAGUCCCUCCUGACAGACCCUCAAGUGGCCGGUUUGUCAAAGUUCAGAAAUAUGAUUAGGGCUGAGAACAAUUAUGACAGUUAUUAAUUUACAACAAUUUAUUUGACCUGAACAUUACAAAACAUUGGACAAACCAGCUGCACUGACCAGGCUAGUGUUUUGUUUUUUGUUUUUUUUUAAAGGUCCCUGACAAAUAUCUUAUGAUCAAUCUCCUCCCGCGAACUCAAGAAGCAAAUUCUAGCGUUUGGCCCCGUUAGAGGAGAAACGAGACUGUUCAAAAGAAGUCUUGAAGAUUGGGGGUCUACAGUCCCUCCUGACAGACCCUCAAGUGGCCGGUUUGUCAAAGUUCAGAAAUAUGAACAGGGCUGAGAACAAUUAUGACAGUUAUUAAUUUACAACAAUUUUUUUUAUUUAAUACCCAAUGAAAUUGUAAUUACUGUUAAAAAAAAUAGCUUAACUCAAUAUUUUUCAACUAUUGGCCACUUUGUUGUGUCAUUUCCUGCUAAAAGAUACUAUUCAACAAAAAUGUACAUUAUGGUAAGUUAUUUUUGGGUUUAAUCAUGGAAUAUUUUGACUGUACGUUAUUCAAAAAUUGAUUAGUAAUCAGUUCUACAAUUACUCUGUCCCUGAAAAAGAAAAAAAUGAAGAACUUCAUCCUCAGAUUUCCAUGACAACAGUAACAGAUGUAAAAAAAAUAUGCAUCUGUACUAUACACUGAAUCUGUAUGUUCCGCUACAGAAAAAGAAACUAAAUGCAGUCAUUUAAGGUAUCAAUCCUUAAGUCAAUUUCAGUUUUUGAUGAAAAAGUCAAAUGCUUCUAUUAUGAAAAGAUGCUAAGUUGUCUUAAGUAUUUAAGUAAAAGUGCGCUUUCUACUAUUUCACGUAGGUCAGAAACUUUGGGAGCGUGCAUGCCAGCCAGCUCUCAUUAGUGCCACUCAUUUGUCGUCUUUGGAAUGGUUACAGCUAUAUUAUUGAGAUGCACCAUAUUUACUGUAUGCCUUAGUAUAAUGCACUCAUUUGAGGCUCUGUGAAGGUCAUUUUAAUUUCACCUGUGUGUUUCAUAGUGGAGGCAAACUGCCGUUUGUUCUAUAUCAUAUGUCGAAUGUUUACAUUCACCCUGGAUGUUUUAUUUAUUAAAUUAUUUUAUACACGUUUACCUCA
Messenger RNA from Syngnathoides biaculeatus (alligator pipefish), 4798 nucleotides. RefSeq names its product kinesin family member 3A (gene kif3a). Gene Ontology annotation, biological process: microtubule-based movement. The coding region runs from base 216 to 2360 and encodes 714 amino acids. The transcript is spliced from 17 exons. Gene Ontology annotation, molecular function: microtubule motor activity; microtubule binding; ATP binding. Lineage: Eukaryota; Metazoa; Chordata; Actinopteri; Syngnathiformes; Syngnathidae. The record is from RefSeq and is a predicted model, not a curated record.